UGUAGGAGUGUGUGUUUGUUUGUGUGUCUGAGAGAUAGAGAGACUCUUUGGAUAACCACUGUAUUUUGAAGCCAACAGAGUAGUCUGUAGUACACAGAAGAAGAGUAGGACUUUGUUUGCUCAGAGGAGUUGCAGAAAAAGUCAGAAGAAGGAGUGAAUGUUGGAGGAAGACAAAAAGAGACUGAGACAAGCCCCCCCACCUUCCCCAGAGAGCAGGAGGUAAACCGCCGGUAAGCAAAUAUUAAUGACCUGACAUAAAAGCACACAACCAUCCCUGUGUUUAUCAAGACAGCCUUACCUUGGAGCCGUGCACCAGAGGAGCCUGGACAUAUAUACAGACACGCGCGCAAGACGAGCCCCCCUCACUGCUCCCCACUCGCUCAUGAUCAUCACUCCCGCCACACGCAGACACAAGGGCCACGCUGACACAGCUAGAGGAGUAUAGGAGAGAAGAGGACACUCGCCCUGUCGUGGGACUUUGUCAAAGUACAAGUCUUCCUUGGAUUUUUUUUUGUUGUUUUUGUUUUCACCCUGAAAGACAGAGUCGUCCUUUUGUGCUGACCUUUCCAAGGCCCCCCCCCACCCCCCUACCCCACUCCAACCCCAGGAGCAAAGAUGAGCUGCAGGAAAAGGUGCAAACGGGAGAUCUUCAAGUUUGCACAGUACCUGUUCAGACUCGUCACAGGCACACUCAACACCGACAGUGUCGAAGAUGAGCUUGAACUAUCUGCAGUCCGCCAUCGCCCAGAGGGCCUGGAACAGCUUGAAGCCCAGACACGUUUCUCCCGCAAGGAGCUACAGAUCCUUUACCGCGGCUUCAAGAACGAAUGCCCCAGUGGAGUCGUCAACGAAGAAACUUUUAAAGACAUCUACUCGCAGUUCUUUCCACAAGGAGAUGCUUCAACAUAUGCACAUUUCCUCUUCAAUGCAUUUGACACAGAUCACAAUGGCUCUGUGAGUUUUGAGGAUUUUGUUAUGGGCCUUUCUAUCCUCCUGCGAGGUACAAUCCAGGAAAAACUCAACUGGGCUUUCAACCUGUAUGAUAUUAAUAAAGAUGGAUAUAUCACUAAAGAGGAAAUGCUAGACAUCAUGAAGGCCAUCUACGACAUGAUGGGAAAAUGCACAUACCCUGUUCUCAAAGAGGAGACGCCUCGUCAGCACGUAGAAGUAUUCUUUCAGAAGAUGGAUAAAAAUAAAGAUGGAGUGGUAACCAUAGACGAGUUCAUCGACUGCUGCCAAAAUGAUGAAAACAUCAUGCGAUCAAUGCACCUCUUUGAAAAUGUUCUUUAACUUUUGGCUGACAGUGGAAGGCUUUGGAAGAGAACACCAUCUUAAGCUUGGCCCAAUAACUGACUUGGACUCAUACUGUGUACAGUGUGCUAUGCAGACUUUUGACCAUAGAUAAAAUAUUGUUCAUUACUGUGGGCCACGAGUAGGAGUAGGCAAUAUGGUGCGGACACUCUGGAAUUAAUUGCCUGUUGAGCAUUUUAUUGAAGAAGUAGAAUUGUAUUACUUAAAAAAAACAAAUAGAAAGGAGAGGAAAAAACAAGGUUUUUGAAGCUAUAGUUUGACUUUUCAAAAUGAAAAACAUCCUUACUUCAAGGUUGAUUUCCGCCACUUGUUUCUGGAGUGUCUCUCUAUUUGCUGAACACUGAGUUCAGCAAAGUGUGAUAGCCUCCAACAUUAUAAAGACAGACAUUUCCGAUGAAGGGGUUUAGACCGGUUCCUUCCGUCUCUGUUGCAGCCUUGACUUUUAUUUACUGCCAGGUGAAACCACUGUGACUUUUUACAACUGAACAAAAUAUCUGACGUCUCUGUUUUGACAUUCCAGACCGGCUUUCAAUUCCAGAGUGUUCGUACCCCGACUUAGUUAACCAUUGUGGUCUGUCUUUUUGCUCUAAAGGAAGCAUUUAGAGAAAAACAACAAAUCCAUUGUAUCAUUUUAAAUUGUACAUACUAUAGAUAAAGCAUUAGAUAAGAACUCUAUGAGAAACUUUUCAACUUUGUUCAUGUUUACUUGCCAACUAGAAUGAGACAACACAAGGAUUGUAUUGAUGUCAAAAUCGGACCAUAAUAUCGAUGAUUUGUCUACAGAAGCACACAGGUAGCUAUAUUUACCAUGAGUAUAACAUUAGAUGACGAUAUCUUUGACAUAAGAUAAAUGCUGCUUUCGGUGUAUUUCAUUUAACCCUGUGUAUGUAUGUUCCCUGUAAAGUAAACCUAUCUAUCAAUAUGUUUUUGUUUUUGUUUUUGCAGCACUGUUUAGGAGUUUACACUAAGAACAGUACUGGAGGUUAUUUAUCUGGUAUUAUGGUCAUUGUACAAAAAGAUUAUCAGUUGUACAGUAUUAAAUGAAAGUUUGCUCUUGGGUGAAUUACAGAUCUUUAGAUUUGUCCAUAUAAUUCACUGUUUUUAAUCAGAAAGGGCAGUGGGGGUUUGGAUAUGGAUAAAAACACUAACUUUGUACUAUACUAAUCAUUUUUGGGUUGUUGGCUAAUAUGCUUCCCGCUGUUUUCCUCCUCCUCUUCCUCCUCCUGGUCCUGUGGGCUAAAGUCUGGCUGCCCACACCUAUUCAGCCUGAUUGGUUCCUGCUGUCUGUGAUUAAAGCAUUGCUUGGCCCCAAAUGUGAGCAAAGACAAGGCAUGCUGGGUAGAAGUCUCACUCACUGAUUUCCUCUUGCUCGUUGGAAACUACUGGAUCACUGAGAGAAGUGUCUGGACAUUAUGUAAGUAAGUUAAGAGUGUUGCAAUAUGACUUGUUCUUGUUUUUAUCAAUGACUUGGAUAUUGGAUACAGGAAGUAUCCAUCAAACCAGCUGUAUACUUGACAAGUGGCUGUUUGCUGAAUAUUUUGCAGCAUUUGACAGUUUAUCAUGUUGUUUUUCAUUCAUGCAGUCUGUCAGUGCACUGCGUUACUGGCAGUCGCAAUCACAAAGACAAAAAUCUCCUCAGUGAGGCAUGUUACUUAUCUAUUCAUUAAGUAAAGAAAGUGGCACAUUUUUCUCAGUUGUAUUCUUUCUGCUCAUAUUAUUGAAGGUAAUGUGUAUAUUUCCCCCAUGAAAUGCAUCAAACCUGCCAUUUUUCCCUUAAUUUGUGUGCCUUAAUGUAAAAUGUUAUAUGUAACUUUGGUUGACAACUCAAGUUUUUAUUCUUAGGAAUAUGGUUAUGAACUGAUGAAAUGGGGGGGGGGAAACUACAUUUUUGCAAAAUUACCCAAUUUUAAAUAUAUCUACAAUAGAUCCCAGUGGAUGUAAAAAAAAAUAAUAAUAAUCAAGGCAUUUCUACAUUUCUUGUGUAAAUAAUAUCCAAAGCUACAAAGUCUAUGACAAAAGUGACAAAAAUAAACAGUACAAAAAGCUUACAAAUGUGUGUUAAAUGGACUUAAUACACAUUAAAGUCUGUAGAAUACUAUAUGUUUGCAUAUGAUUAUCAAAACCACGUCAGGGCACUGUAAUGUUGUCAUUUAGAAAAAAUGAUUUAGUUCAGAACAAUUGAAAUUUUAUCUUUACAAAUGUUACACGAUGUAUUACAAUAUUGGUGCAUGUUUAAAUUAAUAUGAUUGACAUAAAACGCUUCAUGGGUUUCAGCAGCUGCAGAGACAAACUGGUUGUAUAGAAUAUAUUUCUAUCCAUAUUCGAUAUAGUCAUCUGCUGCCCCCUCAUGGUGGAAACAGGAUAACACACACUAGGACAAAAUUACUUUUUGCCACCUUGACGAGAUCAAAGAUCAUGAAAGAAGAAAAUUAAUAUUGUUUACUGUGUGUAUAUUGAUUUUAGUAUUUAUUUGUACUUCAGUCUUGUGUAACGGUUAUCCUAAAGUGAAUAUUGGAUAUUAUGACAGAAGAUGACCACACUGCAGCAGACUGAAUAUGUAAAUCUUGAUUAGUGCUACCUUAGAUACACAGUCACUAUAGUUGUCUGGUUUGCAAUAAAUGAUCUAUUACAUAAGUAUUAAUAACUAAUAAGGAGUUUACAUUAAAUAUAUUUUCUUCCAAAGGAAAAUCACAUUUAAAUAUCACUUUGUUUGAUUUAUUUUCUGUACUCUGUAAAGCUAAAUAAAUUGACCAACAAUAGUUAUGUCAAGAAUUUAAUUCAGGCAUUUGUUGAAGGUGUGGGAUAAAUGACACAUGGCACACCGAACCUAUGGAUUCCAAAAGUAUACUCAAAAUACAUCCGUUAAUCUUUCCAGUUAAAUUGAAAUCACUUCUUCCAACUUAAAAUAGUAAGGUACUCAAAUUACCUGAGAUAAGUUUGCAUACAAACCAAAAAGAUUGAAAUCAGCCAUAAACCUCUAGGACAUAUAUAUAUAUAUAUAUUUUAACAUAUUUUUUAACAGCUAUUAUAUCAACUUAAGGCAGAUGGUAAUAUUUUGGGAACACAAGUUGUGUAUUUCAUGUACAAAAAGACUUUUUGUAGGCCACACAUACACACAAUUGUACAAAUGCAUACAUGAAUUAUACAGAAGCAAUUACUUUAACAAAAACAAGCAAUGCAUUACAGCAUGAUGCGUUUACUGCGCUGACACUCAAGACUGAAAUGUUACAUGUCAUUGACAACAAGAUUUGACACAAUUUGGGUUGAACGGUGAGCUUCUUUUACACUUAAAGAAUUUUACGACACUUUUGGCACAAACCUGAUUUUGUAAAAAAAAAAAAAAAA
Molecule: messenger RNA, 4656 nt
Organism: Morone saxatilis (striped sea-bass)
Lineage: Eukaryota; Metazoa; Chordata; Actinopteri; Moronidae
Gene: kcnip4
Product: Kv channel interacting protein 4
Exons: 8
Coding region: 616-1290 (224 amino acids)
Biological process (GO): regulation of potassium ion transmembrane transport
Cellular component (GO): voltage-gated potassium channel complex
Molecular function (GO): calcium ion binding; potassium channel regulator activity
Source: RefSeq, a predicted model, not a curated record